AUCUUGUCAAAACAUGCCAAAAAAAAAAACGAAGUAAAAUUUCAAAUAAUAAUAUCAUAAUUCCGGCCCAUUUACCAACAAUAAAAGCAAUAAAAGAUAAUAACGAUUUCAAUUAAGCUAACUGAGUUUGCUAGGGUCGCACUAUAGGUCCCCCCGAAAGAACCGUAUGUUUUCUUCCCACAAGGAAAAACAAGAAAAAAUAGGAUUUAAACGACGCAAUGGCAUCUCUUCACGAUUUAUUCGAUCAUGGCUAAUCGUCUGGAUAAUAAUAAUCACUAUUGGCACUAUAAUAUAUUACCUGCAGGACCAUAAAGGUAACUCUGCCCCACACUCCCUGCGACACUUUGCCAAAGAACUAAAUCAACAUGCCAAACCCACCUCUGCUACAUCAAGAAAUUUUUGUGAAGUGAUACAUAUAGGUCUUGUCAUUGCCGGAUAUAAGUCCAAUGUUUACUUUCAUGCCUUACUAAAAAGCUUAUUUAUGACCAGGUCCAAUCCUAUACAUUUUCAUUUACUUGUCACCAAUGAUUCGGACACAGUAUUAAGGUUGAUGUUUGACACUUGGAAGGUGCCGCAAGUGAAUUUAACAUAUUACAACCUCAAUCCUUGGUUGAAACAUGUGAGAUGGGUGCCAAACGGGCACUAUUCUGGCAACUACGGCCUAUUGAAGUUGAUCUUUAAUAAAGUGAUUCCAGCAAGUGUGACAACCAAACUGCUGAUAUUGGAUACUGACAUUAUCGUUAACGAUGAUAUUUUUUAUUUGUGGAAGUUUUUUGAGGAGUUCAAUCAGAAACAGGCAAUAGGGAUUGGUGAAAACCAAAGUCCUUACUAUACAGGCCAAUUGAACCAAGCAAGACCAUGGCCUGCAAUAGGAAAUGGUUUCAACUCUGGAGUCAUGCUGUAUGACUUGGAAAAGUUAAAUGUGAGAGAAUGGGACGAUACCUGGAUGGACUUGACCAAGAGGUACACACUGAUUUAUGGUGAGACUGAUCUAGGUGACCAAGAUAUCAUAAAUUCAGUAAUAGUAGAAAACCCUACGAUGGCAUAUAAGUUGCCGUGUUAUUGGAACACUCAGAUGAGCGGGUAUUCGACCAGUAGCAGCUGCUACAGUAAAUAUAAACCUAAGAUUUUGCACUGGAACUCGCCUCAAAAGUUCUCGGUGGGCACCAAAGAUGGGGAUUUAUUCAGGGGGAUCGCGAAUAUGAUUUUCGAAGUGAACGGCAACUGGUUCCGUGAUUUUCCGAGACUGUGCCCCAACGACUUGCAAGCACCCUUUAGUAAUAUCCAAAAAGACGAUUGUGAAACAUAUAUAAAAUCACCAGAUACCACGUAUCGCACCCUACUGUUCUUUAUGGAGCACAAGUUUAUUACCGAUAAUUGGGAUAUCACGUGGGUGACGCACAUGUCUUACGACCGGGUGAACCUUAUGGAAAAUGUCGCGAAAUAUUGGACGGGACCUAUAAGUUUUACAUUGUACGUGACCGAUGAGGAAUUGGUGAAAUGUAUGAAGUUGAUUGCAGGAUCUGAGAUUUUAAACAGGCGCACUGAUAUCGCGUAUCAUGCUGUUUUUAGGCAAGGGGAAUUUUACCCAAUAAACGUGUUACGAAACACCGGCCUAAAACACGCGAAAACCCCAUACUCCUUCAUAGUGGACGCCGAUUUUAGACCGAUGAAAUCCCUGUACGAGAUCCUCAAAGACAACAUAAGCAGUAUGGGUAAUUUAACGAAAAAAGCUCUCGUUAUUCCAGCAUUCGAGGCAACGAAACCCAAGAUAGAGUUGCCCGAAAGUAAAAUUCAACUGCUGGAAUCCUUAAGGAAGAAGGAGGUGCAGCAGUUUUUGGUUGAAACUUGGGGCCAGGGGCAUGGUCCUACGGAUUAUAAUAAAUGGAUAGAGGAAUACGAGCCGUAUAAAGUAAAGUGGCAAUUACAUUACGAACCUUACAUAGUAGUAAAAAGCGACGUGGUGCCGUACGACGAGCGAUUUUUAGGCUUCGGCUGGAACAAAGUGUCGCACAUAAUGGAACUGGAGGCGCAAAACUACGAAUUCGUCGUUUUGUCCGACGUGUUUAUCCUGCACGAACCCCACGGCACCAGCUUCGACAAUAAACAGUACCAAAACUCACCGGAAUAUCGAAAGUGCGUUCAGACUUUAAAACGUCGUUUUAUCGCUGAUCUAUCAAAAAAGUACAACCGAAACUUUACGGAUCCCACUUCUGAUUAUUUAGUGAGAAAGAAACGGGAAAUUCCGAAAGAAAGCACGACUAGUGUAUACGAUAGUACCGAUCACUUUUUAGUGUGGGGCGGCAAGGAAAAGGCCGAAAUGAAGAAGGAAACGCGUAAAAAACAUUUUCGCAAAGAAGAGGGUCCCCCUUUGGCAGAGGACUACGUGUAUUACGACGCCAAAACCACUGAGGAAGAAAAAGUGAAAUCCAGUGAGGAGCACGACUACGAAUACAACGAGGAGGAGCGCAAGUUUAAAAUGAGCCACGAUAGUACCACCACAGUCACUUUUAAUGAUGCCGUGACGAUUUUAAAUGAGGCGGAUUUGGUUCUGCAUGAGACAGACGAAAGUGAGAAUCCCAAGAAGGACGAAUAGUCUGGGAGUUUAACGAAUUACAAUAAUUUUUAUGUUGAAACUUGAAGAAUAGUAAUUAAAGUGAAAUACAUCAAAUUUCGUGUACGAGUGGAAUUUGUUAAUCGCGAGUUUGGACCAGAAGAGUAUUCCUAUUCCCUGUGAUCCCAAGAAUUAUUUUAAAUAUGUAUUGAGAUGUUUUUAUUCGUUUAAAAUUACCUACUGUAUAUUUAGUUUUAUUUGCAGUAUUAAUUAUAUAUAAUAAAGACGGCUUAUUUGUUAAAA
This is a messenger RNA of Anthonomus grandis grandis, 2857 nucleotides long. RefSeq names its product xylosyl- and glucuronyltransferase LARGE2s-like. The record is from RefSeq and is a predicted model, not a curated record. Gene Ontology annotation, biological process: protein O-linked glycosylation via mannose. The transcript is spliced from 13 exons. The coding region runs from base 167 to 2596 and encodes 809 amino acids. Lineage: Eukaryota; Metazoa; Arthropoda; Insecta; Coleoptera; Curculionidae. Gene Ontology annotation, molecular function: xylosyltransferase activity; glucuronosyltransferase activity.